Messenger RNA from Oryza brachyantha (malo sina), 1206 nucleotides. RefSeq names its product NADP-dependent D-sorbitol-6-phosphate dehydrogenase-like. The annotation marks the transcript as partial. Lineage: Eukaryota; Viridiplantae; Streptophyta; Magnoliopsida; Poales; Poaceae. The record is from RefSeq and is a predicted model, not a curated record. The transcript is spliced from 6 exons. Gene Ontology annotation, molecular function: aldose-6-phosphate reductase (NADPH) activity.
AUCGUGAGCGGUGGUGCAUCACAUCAGAAUAAGAGGGACGCACUCUUCUUCUUCUCUUCUUCUUAUCGUCUCCACCUCCAGCGAGGCGAGGCGAGGCGCGGCGCGGCGGCAGCAGCAGAGCGGAUGGCGGCGCUGAAGCUGAGCACCGGGCACGAGAUGCCGGCGGUGGGGCUGGGCGUGUGGCGGAUGGAGCCCUCCGCCAUCCGCGGCCUCAUCCACUCCGCCCUCCGCAUCGGCUACCGCCACUUCGACUGCGCCGCUGACUACCAAAACGAGGCUGAAGUUGGUGAUGCACUUGCAGAGGCAUUCCAAACUGGACUUGUCAAGAGGGAGGAUCUUUUCAUCACAACCAAGUUGUGGAACUCAGAUCAUGGGCAUGUGAUUGAAGCAUGCAAGGAUAGCUUGAAAAAGUUGCAGCUAGAUUAUCUAGAUCUCUACCUUGUCCACUUCCCAGUAGCUACUCGACAUACUGGAGUUGGCACAACUGCCAGUGCUCUUGGUGAUGAUGGUGUGCUAGACAUUGAUACCACUAUCUCAUUGGAGACAACAUGGCAUGCAAUGGAAGAUCUUGUUUCGAUGGGAUUGGUUCGCAGCAUCGGGAUUAGCAACUAUGACAUAUUCCUUACCAGAGACUGUUUGGCUUAUGCCAAGAUAAAGCCGGCAGUGAAUCAAAUCGAAGUACACCCCUACUUCCAGCGUGACUGUCUCGUCAAGUUCUGCCAGAAACAUGGGAUCUGUGUCACUGCACAUACACCCCUUGGUGGCUCCACUGCCAAUACCGAGUGGUUUGGCUCCGUCUCAUGCCUCGACGAUCCUGUCAUCAAGUCUCUGGCUGAGAAAUAUGGCAAGACACCGGCCCAGUUCGUCCUCCGGUGGGGGCUCCAGAGGAACACGGUGGUCAUCCCCAAGACAUCCAAGGAGGAGAGGCUGCAGGAGAACUUUGCGGUGUUUGAUUUCACCAUCUCCGACGAGGACAUGGAGAAGAUGAAAUCCAUCGAUCGGAAUUACCGCACCAACCAGCCUGCCAAGUUCUGGGGCAUCGAUCUGUUUGCCUGAUGAAUGGUAGAGUCCACAGCACGAACAAUAACUGGGGCUUUCCACUGUCCCUGCGAACUUCUUGUGCCAUCAUUUUUUUUUCUGAACAGAAACUUCUUGCGUUUUUCGCCCUAUCGUAUCGUUAAAUGAACUUGAUUCGUACUUUAUGUA